AACAAAGGUAGCAAAGGACAAGUAAUGUUCCCUUUAUAUUCCAGGCAUCUGAAGUCAUAGCUCAUAAGCACAUAUUUGUUAGCUAGCUAACGGUAUUCAAUUAUCUCAUAAACUAACUCAUCUUUGUAAAAAUGCGGUGCAAGACAGUAGAAACAUCAGAUGCUAAGCACAACAAGGGACUAUGGUCACCGCUUGAAGAUGAGAAGCUUAGAAACUACAUUAUGAAUCACGGUCAUGGAUCUUGGAGCUCUCUCCCUAUGAAAGCUGGUUUGAAAAGGAACGGGAAGAGUUGCAGAUUAAGGUGGAUUAACUAUCUAAGGCCAGGAUUGAAGAGAGGAACCUUCACUAUACAAGAAGAGGAUACUAUCCUCACUCUUCAUGGGAUGUUGGGCAACAAGUGGUCUCAGAUAGCACAACAUUUGCCUGGUAGAACUGACAAUGAGAUCAAGAACUACUGGCAUUCUUAUCUCAAAAAGAGAACGGUUGAAAUAGUUAAUUUUGAAGAUCAAACAAGAACAGCCACAAAUUUACGCAAUAGUACAACUACAAUCGAAGCUGCUUCAUCUGUUUCAUCCUUAAACUCAUCUGACAACACAGAAGCUACAUUACCAGAUGCUGAUCAUCUUGUGGCACGUCACAGCAACUUACCUAAGGUCUUAUUCGCCGACUGGCUUUGCCUAGAUCAAUUCCAAAGUCAGGAGUUUAGCCAUUCAAGUCAGCCAACUUUUGCUAAGGACACUAUUGUUUCCAACACUGAGUUCCACAAUUCCCUUGCCACUGAACAAUUUGUCCAAAGCAACAGUAGCCGAGGAGGUCUCACCAAUGACUCGUAUGGGUGCGAUAUGAUUUCUCGGGCAGAGCUCAAGUGUGAAGAUCAGAGCCUGGACAAUGAGCUUCUUGAAUUUAUCUCUGAAAAUAACAUGUGUUUUGAUUUCAGUAUGAAUAAUCUCAUGUUCAUCUGAGAAGUGACUUAUUGUUGUUCUGAUAUAUUCGAAAAAAUAUAAGACAACAAUGCUAGAGGUUCCGAAACAUUUGUGAAUUGGUACAUAAGAUGAUGCCGGAACUUGGUAUUGCCAACUGUACAUUUUCCUUGACUAAUAAACUACGCUACUUUUUUAGUACGAA
This is a messenger RNA of Daucus carota subsp. sativus, 1125 nucleotides long. Its product is annotated as transcription factor LAF1. The transcript has 3 exons. NCBI's taxonomy places the organism in Eukaryota, Viridiplantae, Streptophyta, Magnoliopsida, Apiales, Apiaceae. The record is from RefSeq and is a predicted model, not a curated record. The coding region runs from base 132 to 962 and encodes 276 amino acids.